Messenger RNA from Malania oleifera, 2011 nucleotides. RefSeq lists its product as uncharacterized. Gene Ontology annotation, molecular function: ATP binding; heat shock protein binding. Lineage: Eukaryota; Viridiplantae; Streptophyta; Magnoliopsida; Santalales; Ximeniaceae. The record is from RefSeq and is a predicted model, not a curated record. Gene Ontology annotation, biological process: response to heat; protein refolding. Gene Ontology annotation, cellular component: cytoplasm. The transcript is spliced from 11 exons. Bases 158 to 1825 code for a protein of 555 amino acids.
AUUUCACAAUUAUGAGAUGUGCUCUAUUAAGAAAAAAUACUUUCCCACUGCAUCAUUUUCACAAUUAUGAAAAAUCUUCUUUAUUAUGCCAAUCUUAGCGCACUCACCCCUCUUUACUCUUUAUUAGAGUGAAUUCCCCCUCCUUCCCAACCGAAGUAUGCCAAUAUUCCUAACUCAUCGCCAUCCGACGUUGAUUCUGAACCCUAGAAACUCCAAAAUCCCUAUUGUGUCGAACUCAAAGAAUCAUCUCGAUGUAUCUGUUCUCUCCAACACAGUUGGGUUGAGCUCCGCACAUUCAGGAUUUCUUCGCAAAAGCGGUCAGCUGUCAUACCCCAAUCACCGCAUCAAGCGCAUAAGACGGCAGCGCAGUCCUGUGAUCAGAGCCGCAGGAUCUGAUUACUAUUCCACUUUGAAUGUAAGCAGAAAUGCAACAUUGCAGGAGAUCAAGGCCUCUUACCGGAACCUUGCUCGCAAGUGUCAUCCAGAUUUGAACAAGGGGCCUGGGGCAGAAGAAAAAUUCAAAGAGAUAAGUGCUGCAUAUGAGGUCCUUUCAGAUGAUGAGAAAAGAUCUUUAUAUGAUCGCUUUGGUGAGGCAGGGUUACGAGGAGAACAGGAUGGAUCAGAUGCUGGUUCACCAGGAGUGGACCCUUUUGAAAUUUUUGAUGCCUUUUUUGGUGACUCAAAUGGGUUUUUUGGAGGGAGGAGGGAAUUAGGAGGCAUUAACUUUAAUGUGAGGAACAAAGGCAGUCAAGGCCUUGACAUUCGGUAUGACUUGUUUCUGAGCCUUAAAGAAUCAGUUUUUGGAGGACAACGGGACAUUGAAGUUUCUUAUUUUGAUGCAUGCAAUACCUGUGGAGGAACAGGUGCUAAAUCCAGCAGUUGCAUAAAACAAUGUAGUGAUUGUGGAGGUAGGGGAGGGUUGAUGAAAACUCAAAGAACGCCAUUUGGAACAAUGUCUCAGGUAUCUACUUGCUCAAAGUGUGGUGGUGAUGGCAAAAUAAUAACGGAUCAUUGUCGAAGGUGCAGUGGUCAACGUAAAGUACAGCUAAAGCGAUCUAUUAAAGUGGUUAUUCCACCUGGUGUGGAUGAUGGAGCCACAAUGCAAGUUCAAGGAGAGGGGAGUUUUGAUAAGAAAAGUGGCCUAGCUGGUGAUCUCUUUAUAAUUCUUCAUGUUAAUGAAGAACGUGGAAUUUGGAGGGUGGGUCUCAAUCUCUAUUCAAAGAUUAGUGUUGAUUAUACUGAAGCAAUACUGGGGACUGUUAUGAAGGUGGAAACAGUUGAGGGUUUGAGAGAUCUUCAAAUUCCUUCUGGGAUUCAACCUGGAGAUACAGUAAAAAUGUCUUGUAUGGGGGUUCCAGACAUCAACAAACCUUCUUUGCGUGGUGAUCAUCUCUUCACUGUGAAUGUUCGGAUCCCAAAAGAGAUCAGUGAUACAGAGCGUGCACUCAUUGAGAAGUUGGCUUCGCUUAAUGCAUCCUUGAAAGGCAGGUCACCCUCUUUGAAUGGAACAAUUCAAGGUGAUUUUCGCAAGCUUAAUAUCCGACAUGGACAAAACCAUGCUUCAAGCCAAGCAUGCGGACGUGUUAAGUCCUUUUGGAACUCGAUGAAGGGCUUCUUUGGGGAAAGGCUUUCUGGAAAACGGUAUGCAUCAGUGAGUCUUGACACAUCUAUGGCAUGGCGUCAUGCAGGACCAGAUUCAUCACUUGUGAUUUCUAGUUUGACAGUUUUCAUCAUAGCAUGUAUCUUUAAUUUGAUUAGGACUGCUAGUGUUCCUCUACAGAAGAACUGUGCUCCUUAUUCCCGUAGAACAAAAGAUCAGCUUUAAGGGAUCUCCCAUGUUGUAUUAUUUAUUAACUGUAAUAUUCCAUUGUGAUUGGAUGGUAGAUCUUAGCUCUGUUCAUAGUUAAAAAUAUUUUUUCUUUGCUGAAGUGAAGUUCAUUGUGUGUGAUUCGAUAGUAGAUCUUAUUUCUACUCAAUAGUUACAAAUAUAUAGUCUUUGUUGAAGCAAAGU